AUGAAUUCCGAGAGACCUUUCGUGAAUAUUCAUUCAAUGAUUUCCUUAAAUGGUAAGAUGGUUGGACCAUAUUGGAAUACUGAAAAUGGCUCAGUAACAUUCAACGAUUAUGAAUGGACAGGAGAGAGUUACAAACCAGAUGCAUGGUUGUGGGGAAGAAGGACAUUUGAUGCUGUUUUACCAUCAAUUGAUAACCCUCCUGUCGAUGAAAACGAAAAAGAAUGCCCAGAAGGAGACUUUUAUGCAGUAACUGAUGCAGGAAAAUACCUUGUUGCAAUGGAUCCGUCUGGUAAACUUCCAUGGGACAGAAACACCGUUAAAUAUAUGGAUCGCCCAGAAUCACAUGUCAUUGAAGCUUUAACUGAAAAGGCAUCUCCUCAAUAUAAGAAUCUCCUUCGUCGUUUAAAUGUUUCUUAUAUUAUCGCUGGAAAAGAUGAAAUCGAUUGGGAAAUAUUACUAACUAAAUUGAAGAAAGUUUUCCACAUCAACAUCCUUUCUAUUGCAGGCGGUGGUAUGAUUAAUUGGAGUGCCAUGAAGGCAAAAAUUGUUGAUGAACUUAGUUUACUUGUUACAGCUGCUGCUGAUGCAACUAACAAUGUUUCGCUUUUCGAAGCAAAUCCUUAUCAAACAAAUACCGAUCCAAUUGAGUUUACAGUGAAAUCCAUUGAAAAGAUCAAUGCAAAUGGAAUUUGGAUUAAAUAUAUUCCAAAAUAUUAA
Molecule: messenger RNA, 717 nt
Organism: Trichomonas vaginalis G3
Lineage: Eukaryota; Parabasalia; Trichomonadida; Trichomonadidae
Product: cupin domain-containing protein family
Exons: 1
Coding region: 1-717 (238 amino acids)
Biological process (GO): riboflavin biosynthetic process
Molecular function (GO): 5-amino-6-(5-phosphoribosylamino)uracil reductase activity
Source: RefSeq, a predicted model, not a curated record